Camelus dromedarius (Arabian camel) is the source of this 8995-nucleotide messenger RNA. RefSeq names its product limbic system associated membrane protein (gene LSAMP). The transcript is spliced from 7 exons. Lineage: Eukaryota; Metazoa; Chordata; Mammalia; Artiodactyla; Camelidae. Bases 493 to 1689 code for a protein of 398 amino acids. The record is from RefSeq and is a predicted model, not a curated record.
GGGAGGAGGGGGAGAGAGACUCUGGGCUGCCGCCGCUGCCUUGUGGGUUUCGUUACACUCGCUGGCAGGCUGAGUGCCGGCUCCCUCGCCCGCCUGCCUGGGAAAGUGGGUUACAGAGGGAAGAGGCUCAGCUCAGACACUGGCAAAGGAGCAUCCAGCCACCGAGGGACCAGAGAACACCUUCCUUUUUGCCGGCUUCUCGUCACCUUUUUCUAGAGGGUUUUUUAUAUUUGUACUCUCUUCUUUGAAAUUUUGUUCCUUUGACUUUUUCCCAUCUCUGCUCGGGUUUUACGAGGGCUUUGUUAAGUCUUAAGAGGGAAAAGAGGCUGAGCCAGGCAAAGAGAGAGGCCAAGUGGAAAGGACCGCAAAUUGGCAAAGCCCGUUCUGCCUUUGCCGUGGAUGAAAGCCCUCUGUUUGUAAAGCCCUCUCGGCGCGAGCAGCACGCGCACACCCUCCAGAGUCGCCCGCGACCCGCACCUCGGCGUGGCCACCAUGGUCGCUAGAGUUCAGCCCGAUCGGAAACAGUUGCCGCUGGUCCUACUGAGAUUGCUCUGCCUUCUUCCCACAGGACUGCCCGUUCGCAGCGUGGAUUUUAACCGAGGCACCGACAACAUCACCGUGAGGCAGGGGGACACGGCCAUCCUCAGGUGUGUUGUAGAAGAUAAGAACUCGAAGGUGGCCUGGUUGAACCGUUCUGGCAUCAUUUUUGCUGGGCAUGACAAGUGGUCUCUGGACCCCCGGGUCGAGCUGGAGAAACGCCAUUCUCUGGAAUACAGCCUCCGAAUCCAGAAGGUGGAUGUCUAUGAUGAGGGUUCCUACACUUGCUCGGUGCAGACACAGCAUGAGCCCAAGACCUCCCAAGUUUACUUGAUCGUGCAAGUUCCACCAAAGAUCUCCAACAUAUCCUCGGAUGUCACUGUGAAUGAGGGCAGCAACGUGACCCUGGUCUGCAUGGCUAAUGGCCGUCCUGAACCUGUUAUCACCUGGAGACACCUUACACCAACUGGAAGAGAGUUUGAAGGAGAAGAAGAGUAUCUGGAGAUCCUCGGCAUCACCAGGGAGCAGUCAGGCAAAUACGAGUGCAAAGCUGCCAAUGAGGUCUCCUCGGCGGACGUCAAACAAGUCAAGGUCACUGUGAACUAUCCUCCCACUAUCACGGAAUCCAAGAGCAAUGAAGCCACCACAGGGCGAAAAGCUUCCCUCAAAUGUGAGGCCUCGGCGGUGCCCGCGCCCGACUUUGAGUGGUACCGGGAUGACACCAGGAUAAACAGUGCCAAUGGCCUCGAGAUUAAGAGCACGGAGGGCCAGUCCUCCCUGACGGUGACCAACGUCACUGAGGAGCACUAUGGCAACUAUACCUGCGUGGCUGCCAACAACCUGGGGGUCACCAAUGCCAGCCUCGUCCUUUUCAAGCGUGUUUUACCCACAAUCCCCCACCCCAUUCAAGGUCAGUAUGAUUUUUAUCGUUGUAGCUCUGUUGCUGGGUCAUUCUCCAUCACCUAUAAUGGGCAAAACCCACAAAGGGAAACACGUUUACAAAAUUCACGGACAAUAGGAAUCAUUUUUUUUUUCUUUAAACCUUCCUCCAAAGGUCAAUCAAUUGCCCUCACCCUAGUUGAGAGGCAGGUAACAGGUCCCAGUAAUUGGGGAGACAAUGCUAAACUCAGAAAGCAAUUUUUGUUCAGUUAGUAUUUAUUGCAGGUAACCAUGAAUUCACAUAUUUGAAACACAGCCAGUUAAAGUCUGUAGCUCAUAAAAAUAUGACUCCUCUAACUGACCACCCAUGCAUUUGUAGGCUUAUACAAUCCAAAUCUGAGGUCACUGGUAUUGCUUGUAAAAAUGAAUUUAUCUACUACCAAAGGUUGAACUAAACCACAGCGGACAUUACUUUUUCUUAAAAUCCUGGUCUAUUUGGGGGCUUUUCCUUUUCAACAUAACUAUUUUAGAAAACACAAAUGAAAAAACAAAGUAGUCAUUCUGUAUUCCCUAUCAUAGAACUUUCUACACACUCAAAUUAAAUUUUGCCUCCUACAUCACAUUAAGAUGCAAGUUGCAGCCCCAACUUUCUGGCUUAAGGCUAUUUAAAGGCAAAUUGGCAAAUAAAAUUAAAACAAUACAAAAAAAAUCUGAAAUAAAACCAACCCUACCAAUGAAAUUAAGUUCAAGAAAAGUGAUUUGCAAGUGACACUCAAAGACCUGAGAAAAAAUGGAAGUAGGCCAUGUGGGGCCUAGUGUGGAAAAAAAUAAAUCCAAUUAUACAAGAUUAUUGUAUACACUAUAAGGGAAAUGCGCUCAGAAUUAAAGGUAGAAAGCUGCUGUUUUAUAAGUUUGGAGACAGAUCGUGUUUCAUUAACACUUGUCCAAACUAAAAAUUAGGCCAGAAUGGGGUGUAGAUAUGCAGAGUGUCAAUAAUAUAAUGUUUUGCAUAUGUAUACAUUCACGUAUAUGCAAACUUAUUUUAAUUAUAUUAGAAAUAAGAAGUGCAAGGUUUCAAGGAUGAACUCGACAGCUUAAUAAAAGUUAUUCUCAAAUUUUAAGUAGGGCCCAAACUAUUUUUAGAAGAACUCUGUUGAAUAAAAUUCUUCCCUGAAACAUUGAUGAAAUCUGUUACUUAUCCCCGCCACUAAAAAUAAGACUGUUAAAAUGUGCCUGUUUUUCAGACUUGACAUGAAACUUAGUGUUCAUGGAAAGUAUCCUAUUUUGAAUUCCUGACAUGCCACAAUUAUUUUAAGACAUUUAUCUUCUGGUGUUGCUGCAGAGAUUGACACCAUUUUAUCAUGUUGACAUCUUGCAGAGAUCUUGAUGUGACAAACACACACACAUACACAUUUGUACCCAGUGGAUAGCAUUUUGAAAGAGGUCGUGCUCCAUCCAAGAUGAGCUUUGUAGAGUGUCACUGUGACUCAGGGUGUCCUUUGUGAGAGCAGUUCUGCAGCCACAACUCAAAUAUUUUAUCUGAUCAGUCUUUAUGAAAUGUAAGACACUGAACAAAAUGAAGCCAGACACACUGUUCACAAAGGACAGCUGUUUGAUAUUGAAAAACAGUCUGGAUCAGGACAGAGCAUGUGGGGUUUUGUUGAACUUGAUAUUUUUCCACAAACAGAAUUGUUGAUUGGAGAAUGACCCUCGUUUGGUUUUGUGUUGUAGAUAGACUGUAGAUAGCUUCCUUAGAGCCAAUAGUUUUAGAGAAUAUAGUUUCUCUUACUACUAAUACUGAGGGCUUCUGCUAGUAGAAAUUGAAAAGCUGUUCAUGGAGACUUGGGGGUAGCUGGUGUGAGAGGUUAUUAUAGAAAGACAGUGCCCUCUCAACUUCCCUGUUUCUCACGAGGACUUUAACUUUCUAGAAUCAAAACUCUUUUCUCCUCUUCUUUCCAAUCAAGUUGGCAACCCAUGUGAAAUGCAGUUUCUUAUGGAAAAAAAAAACUUUCAACAUAUGGAAUCCUUAACCUUUUUCAUAGUGCCCCUGGAGUACCAAAACAUCUAAAAUGCCUGCUUCACUGUGGUCAUAACUAAAGCAUGAAACACUUUCACUUAAUUAAAUAGUAUAUAUUGUCAACAUCUAUGUAGAAUCCUACCAUUCUACCCUGAAGUGUUAAGGUGUCUAUAGGCAGUUGGUUGAUGCAAAUGGCUUGAAGGAUUUUUGAGCCAAUUAAUUUCCUUAAGGUGUUUUGAAAAUCCCAAGGCUCCUCUUCUGUCCUCCCAUCAUAAAAAAAGAGAGAAAGAGAGAACUUUUCUACUUUCCAUUAACAGAAACGCAAGUUUAAUCUCAGCUGCUUCACUGUUAAUAUCUCUCAUUGGCGGGUCACCCCUCCUACCCCCACUCUACGGCUCAUCAAGCUGACUGGGGAUAAACAGCAGAAUCGCAGCAGGAAUGCCGUCUAAACCCCUUCAAGCUGUGAUUAAACAAAAACAAGGCUCAAUAAAUCAAAUGUUUUUCCCUUGGGUUUCCUUCAUCAUAUUGCUUGAUUUUCUGCAGUGAUAAUAAUAAUACUGGAAUUACACCAAAGGAUAAUUUACAUUGUCUGUGGCCAAUCAGAAAUUUUCAAAUGUCCUUUCCUUUUAUGCCAAAAACAAAACCAAACCAACCAAACAAAAUAAACCACCAUGCUUCCCUGCUGCCUAAUUUAAAAGAUAUACAUAUAUAUAAGUAAAUAAAACAAAUAGUGUUCCAUUUUUUAUGUUUCUGAUAGGUGUUUUUUUCCCCAUUAAUUUUAAUUUAGGUUUAUUUAUUCUGAUAUGAGUCCUGAAUUGCAUAUAUUUGCAUAACUACCCCUGACUGUAUCACUGCAGAAAAUCCACUGAAUUGUCAAAAUGACGGAAGAGCCAGCUCUAAAUGUCUGAGGGAAAUUUUCUCACUUUGUUAAGCUCAAAUCAUUUCCUGAGGCCUUGGAAUCCUAAGAAGUGGUAACACUGCGCCUGUCUCCUCCCCAUAAGUUUACUUGUGCACUAGAGAUGCUCUCACAUUUAGGACCGCAGGUGCAGAAUGAGGUGACAACACCCACCUCAGGAAGUUCAAAUGAAGGGAAAGAAGAGAAAAGGACAAGGACAAACCACCAUUGUUGUGUGUUUAUCACCUGCAAGUGAAGAAUUCCCUUGAGCUCGGGGCUUUCUGGCCACAAUCAGCCCAUCCUCUGAUUACUGCCACUUUAAAAAAAAAAAAUUAACAGCCCUGGAAUCUGUCUCCCUUGUUUGCCUCGCAUCUGAUUAUUUAUCCCCAGUGAACAGCCUUUCCAUUCACUAACCCCGUGUGGCGAAUGGGUUUGGGAAAUGUUGAGAUUAUCUUCCAAGUUCAGGCACUGCACUAGGUUUGUUCACAGCUGCUUGCCAUUCCGUUCCUGUUUCUCCAUUGAUAAAACACAUUGCACAUGGCUGGGUUUGCAUGAUUAAUACAGCUGUCUAAAGCUCUCUAUGAAAACAAAUCAACCCCCCCCCCCAAAUUAAAGUUUGAAAAAAAUUAAAACCCAACCCACAAACUAACCAGGCUUGCAGAAAUCUGCAGUCCACCUGGCUUGCUUCCCCCUGCAGGGAGAUUGGUGCUGCUGUGGGUGGGCCAGCAUCAGAACAGCCAGACAGAGGAAGCGAUGCACCCGCCCUCACCUGGCACUCCCAGAAAUGGGUUCUCCAAUCAGAUUCCACUGGGAUGGGAGGAAAACUGGGAGAAAAAUCCUAAAAAUACCCCAUGCUGUGAAGAUGACCAGACAACCCUUUCAGCCUCAUCUAUUUCUGUAGGCUAUUAUCCCAGGUAUCAAUGAGAAAAUGCUUGUUUUCAGCUCCUUAUCAUGACAGCAGUUUCAUCUUACCUACUAAUGAUUGUAAUAUUAUUAAUAGUAAUAAUAAUAAUGGUAAUAAUAAUAGCAGCUAACAUAAAGAGUGGGCAUCUCAUGAACCAAGUAUCGCACGUAUAAAUCCAAUUAAUCUCCAGAACCCUAAGAAACUAACAUGCACCUUCUCCCACACUCUCCACCAUCACAGUACACUCAGAUUCCAGUCUAUUCCUUGUGUGCACCCAGGCACAGACAUAACUCUAUGGUACAUUAUAAAUAACCAUUAUGUAUGCAUUGAUGCUCAUUAGAUACAUAUUAGAUAUAUUUGUCUAAUGAAUUUUAAAUACUUAUCUAAUUUAUUUUAUGUAUUUUAUGUACCUAUGUUUAUAAUAUAUAAUAUUCAGUUACCUUAAUGUCCAUACACUUUUACAAAGUCCACUUCCACGUGUGCUCAACACGUGGACAUGUAUGCCCAGCUCAUACAGAGAUUUAUAUGAAAGCACUCAUCUUUCAGAAACACAAGCCGAGCUAUCUGGCAUCAGCACAUCUAAUUUCACACACUUAUUCAGGCUGAUUUACAUACACACCUCUAUUAAUCAUGGAUAAUUACUAACAUUCUUCUCUUUAAUUCAGUUUUUCCAACUGUGAAAUGGGAAAGAAAUUACAUUUUUCAUGCCUGCAAGCUCAAAGUGGUGUUUUAAAUAAUAUAUAAAAGAGAGCUUCAAGUUCCUAGAAAGAAAACCUGCUGAGUUCAAAACAAUCAUAUUCAGAUACACAGAUGUCUUAAUUUUCCAAGGUGCUUAUAUUUAAAGGUGUACUUGUAUCACGUUGCCUGGAUAUUAGUUAGCUAAAAGUUUGGUGUGGCUUCAUCAUAGUUUGACAUAUUUGGGAUUCUAGGGAUGUCUGAAAUGCCCAGACUGCUAACAAGUGUAAAUACAGAAGUAUGCCAAGGCCAAAUGCAGAAGACUUUCCCUUGUUUUUUAGCACCAUCAUAGUAUUACACUUAAGGGGCACUGCAGGCAGCCCCAUUCCCUACUGUGGGGCGCACACUCACACACUCACACGCUUGCAGUGGAUGCCCAUAUGCACAUUACCACCUGUCACACUAACCCAUAAGUAUCAACCUCAAGAACCUCCCCUUUUUCCUGCUCAAAGAUGUAAAGCAUGUCCUAGGGAAGGCUUCAGUGUUUAAGUACAUUGCUCCUUCCCCACUAGCCAGCAGAAACCAGGGACUUGUUUUUGUUGAUAGAAGCUAGGCAGUCCUGUCAGCACAAAGUUACACCAAAAUCAUGGGCCCUGAUUAAUCCACAUGAAGAUAAUUGAGAGCUGACAUUAAUACCUGAUAACCAUCUCCCAACUCCUUUAAUGGCAAUAAGAAUCAGACUUCCUCCCGAUUUAUCCCAAGUCAGGUAGUCAGUCAAUACCUCACCCAGAACCAGUACUUCACCUGCUAGUCCAAUGAUUUAGACUCCACCGUAAUAGGUGGUCCAAACCACUGAAUUAGACCCAGUUGUACCAAGCACUUCUGUCCACUGACUCUACUUCUGUGUGUUACUUUUCUCACCUUUUCAUUCUUCCUUCUGCUCUGUUUCCUAAACAGUUCUUUUGCCCUCCCUGUUAAAAUGUUCUAUCAAGAAUAAAUCUGAAAUUUAUUCACACGAUUAUUCAAAUGUCCAACAGAGGCUUGGAAGUGUUACCUCUCUCAGAAUUUACAUUUAGCUUCAAGCUAAACGGCUAAAAACCCUACAGCAUCAAUUUAAAGGUAAGGGAAUCUUUAGUCCUGGGACUGUUUUUAAUGCCUUUUCCUAUUUUCCUAGUCUGGGUCUGCCUGCACCAGUCAGCCUUUCCUGGUGAUCCCCCGUACGUAUGCCUUGCUGUGCUAUUUAGAUUUCUGGAGCCAGCAGAGAUCUGAAGAUGAAUUUUUUUUUUUAAAUCCAAGCUCCCACUAAAUUUUAAUUUGAUGGAAAUAUUUCUGUUCUAUGAGCUUUCUGGGGAAAAAAUAUCUUUCAAAGUAACAAUUACAUUUGGGGAUUAAGUUUAAGUAAUUGACAGUCUUGUCUUUUUAAUUAAAAGGAAUAAAGCUCCCUAAGAAGAGCUCAGUGAGAUUUGCGGCAGAAGAUGUUGGCAGGUGCCCCAAAGGGUGAGAAGACCAGGAUCCUGAACGGACAGAAAAUGCUGAUGCGGGUCCCCCUGGCCUUCACAGCACACCCCCAGCAGGGCUCGCCUUGGUAUUUGCAUCAGGGUGGCGUUUAGCAGGAGGGUACAGAUCUGCUGUAGGGCACAUUACGGGGUGUAGCCAGGAAGGAGGUGCUUUCUCUGGGACCUUUGCUCCAAGUUCAGAGACUUUACACUGACCAAGAGUUCUUAAAGGAAGUGGCCCUACUUAAAAGUCAAAAAGAAAGAAUACGUUUUCUUCCAAGAAUUCAAUCGUACUGCAGUCUCAGCCCCUGACAAAUUUCCUACUAUAGCCCUGCAAAAAUAUGAUCUUUCAUUUUAGCCUGUCCGUAGGCUCUCUCUUUCCUUUUCACCUGAAAUUUUUUUCUUGUUAUCUGAAUUUCUUGAUUUUCUCUUUCUCUAACUUUUCUACCAUAUUCACCUUGCAUUAUGUUUACAGUUUAUCCUUGACAUCUUUCGAAUAAAACCAAAGAAAAAAUUUUUUUUUAAUUUUUUACUGAAGCAUAGUUGACUUACAAUGUUAGUUUUAGGUGUACGGCAAAGUGAUUCAGUUAUACAUAUAUAUAGUAUAUACAUAUAUAUAGUAUAUAUAUACAUAUAUACUAAAGAAAAGGUUUUGAUAGUAUUACCAUUCACUUCUAAACACUAGCCAUGCAUGCACCACACAGCCAUUAUCCCAUCUAUCUAGAGGAAACAUCUGCUUCUGAAGAGGCAAGAUACAAAUUAACGUUAGUAACAACUUCCCUUGUACAGUCACUCUGUCCCCAUAAUGGUCUUUCAUCAUCACAAGUCAUUUGUACUAAACAAGCACUUCCUUAGGGAGGAAAAAUCAGCUUAAGUGGUCCCACCUCACAUCUCCCCUUGUCUACUGCUGUGAAGAAACUCCCCUGCCAAGUAAGAGCACAGCUUGUCACAGUGGGCUUGGAAUUCCUGUAUAAGGUGUUCACUUGUACACAGAUAUGGGACGGGGGUAGGCAGACCACUCACUAGGACUCCACUAAGAACUGUCAGCUUAUAUCCACUGCAAGUUAGUGGGGAGAGAGACCUUGCAAUUGGAUCAUGACUCCUAAUUGGACCCUGGGGGGCUGAGCACCAUCAUAGUUUAGUGCACUGUUUUACUUAUCACAAUGCUGGUCGUGAAAGAAAACACUUCCCACGUCUCUGUAACACAUGUGUACCUAGACAUGACCACUAACAGAGUGUCUUUAUUAUAAAUCACAGCUAUCAGUCCAUUCUGCUUUAUCUGUGCCAUACUCACAUGGGACAUGCUUACUUCACCACUCACCUUCUAAACCUUGCAUUUGCAGUAGGAUUUUUAAAAACUGCUAAGAGGACAUUGAGGACAUUGUCUGAGUAACAUCCUGUGAUUUAAAAAAAAAGCAGUAAGAGAUGGCUGUGCCUUGGCUGAGCGGCCAUCCUGAGUACCAUCCCAUCCUCCAGCCCACACAUCACCAGGCAUUCCCAGCCAUGUUCUCUGUUGGAAAGUCGCUUGGCCAUUCUGAUUAUAUGUGUGGAUGUUUGGAGGGCAGAAACAGCUAAGGAAAAAAAGAGAGAGA